Molecule: messenger RNA, 399 nt
Organism: Amyelois transitella
Lineage: Eukaryota; Metazoa; Arthropoda; Insecta; Lepidoptera; Pyralidae
Product: cuticle protein 7-like
Exons: 4
Coding region: 1-399 (132 amino acids)
Cellular component (GO): extracellular matrix
Source: RefSeq, a predicted model, not a curated record
AUGGCCAUCAUCAUCCUGUGUUUAGUCAUUUUGGCCAUAGCCAUGGUCAUCAUAACCAUGGCCGAGCACGCGUUCUCUUCUCAACAUAUCUCUCGUCAUGAUGGUCAUCCCCAUCCUGUGUAUUAUGGUCAUCAUGGACAUGGACAUGGACAUCACCAUUUUGAUUACUAUGCUCGCCCAAAAUACGAGUUCGACUACAAAGUGUCAGACCACCACACCGGCGACCACAAGAGCCAACACGAAACCAGGGACGGUGAUGUCGUCAAGGGUUACUACUCCCUGCAUGAGCCUGAUGGUUCCGAGAGGAUUGUCCACUACCACAGCGAUAAACAUAGCGGGUUUCAUGCAACGGUUAAGCACAGUACUCAUCACAUGAUUCCUCACCAUCAUCAUUACUGA